AUGCUUGACACCUUCCACCCCUUUCCGAAUCUUCCGACCGAACUUCGCUUGUAUAUCUGGUCUCUAUCUCUCCUCAACAUCGGCGAUAGGAUCGUCAUUGCCACAUGCCGUCGACAUCACCGAGAGGGCCGCUAUUCCUGGUACUUUUGCGCCAAGCUGCCAGCUCAGCUACAUGCCAGUCGCGAAGCUCGCCAAGAGGCCCUUCGCGUCUACACCCCUCACUUUCGCAUUGAGCCUACAGUGAACUCUGCACCGCGCUCUUAUGUUUAUUUGGCUCCUGAGCGCGAUAUUGUUCGCCUAAAUCAAAAUGCACUGCUACAUAUCGGUGAGGCAGACCUGAAGAUUCUGCGUCGGGUCAUUCUCGACAUCAACUACAACCCAAAACUCUUAAAGCUUCCCUGGAUAGCUCUAAGGAAAAUGGAGCGGUUAGAAAAGCUUGACUUGCUCAUCUGGCAAACGUCCGGGCAUCAGAUACACCACAGUAAACGGGAGAUUGUACUCAACAUCCGGCAGCAAUUUGUUGCAUUCUUAAGGUACAAUCCGCGGUGGAACAUGCCGGAGGUUAGGUUCGCAUGUAAUUAG
This is a messenger RNA of Aspergillus ibericus CBS 121593, 582 nucleotides long. Its product is annotated as 2EXR domain-containing protein. NCBI's taxonomy places the organism in Eukaryota, Fungi, Ascomycota, Eurotiomycetes, Eurotiales, Aspergillaceae. The transcript has a single exon. The record is from RefSeq and is a predicted model, not a curated record. Bases 1 to 582 code for a protein of 193 amino acids.